AUGCGUGGUUUAAUGUUGUUGUUGUAUGCCCUGCUAUUGUAUCUCUACCUGGGAACUAAAAUCACUUGCCAAGCUGAUGAGAGCUCAGGAUUCUUUGUUAAAGUUACUAAAAAUGUUCCUCGUUUGGGACGAAGAUCGGACAAGGAUGUUGGCCGAGGAUUGUUUAGAAACUACAAGGUAGUACCACGCAUUGGAAGAAGUGCACCAAGUGCUAACGACUACCAUUUCCUAAGCAAUUGGCUGACUUUACAAUCUCCAAGAACCUUGGAAAAACGUACAAAUUCUCACCUAAUGGAACAUUCCAUUGCACGAGAAUUGAAUGUGGUACAGCCUGUAAACUCAAAUACUCUCAUGGAAUUAAUUACCAAACAUGCCAUCCCUAAUGAAAAUGUGAAAUUUGUACACUGGAAGGACUUUGAUAAGGCUCUGCAAAUGGAUACAGAGCUUUAUGUUAAAGUCAGUUCUUUGGGCCGCACUCCGGAUCAAAGACUACGGAAUGACAUUACUGAAGGAAACUAUGUGCCCUUUAUGGACGAUAUGGUUGAUGAUCAAGGAAUCGAUUUUAUGAUUUACAAUCAGGGAGAUUUUCCAAAAGGACCCUAUGCCCCGGAGUUUUUGCGCUACAAUAGUUUGUAG
This is a messenger RNA of Stomoxys calcitrans (stable fly), 636 nucleotides long. RefSeq lists its product as uncharacterized. NCBI's taxonomy places the organism in Eukaryota, Metazoa, Arthropoda, Insecta, Diptera, Muscidae. The transcript is spliced from 2 exons. The record is from RefSeq and is a predicted model, not a curated record. The coding region runs from base 1 to 636 and encodes 211 amino acids.